AUGAAUAUGAUGGUGGUUCAAAAGAUUUUGUUUAGAGGGCCUGAAAUCGAUGAAAGGCAACGAAACAACUUGUUCCAUACUAGAUGCAAGAUAGGUGAGAAGACUUGUAAUGUAAUUGUUGAUGGAGGUGAACAAACCGAUGUAAUCUCUUUUGAAGCCGUAAGUAAGUUGAAGCUUACUACUAGAGAUCAUGAUGAGCCUUACAAGUUGAAUUGGUUGAAUGAUGGCACAAGAGUUAGACUGAAGAAGCAAGCUUUGGUGACAUAUUCCAUCGGCGGCUUUGAAGACGAGAGGAGUUCCAAAUACAAAGAUGGCAAGAGUAAUGUGGUGGCUGAUGCAUUGUCUCGUCGAAACUACUUGCUUCCCAUGGUGGAUGCUAAGAUUUUGGGUUUUGAACAACUAAAGGACUAUUACAAGGAUGAUCCCGACUUUUCUAGCGAGAUAGAGAGUCCUACCAAGGAUUUUGUGUGGCAAAAUGGUUAUCUCUUUAAAGGCGAACACUUCUACUGGCCUAAAAUUAUCAAAGAUGUGACUCAUGUGGUUGAGAGAUGUGCUACUUAUCAAAAGGCUAAGGGACCCUUCACUAAAGGUCUCUACACUCCAUUGACGGUCCCAGAGUCUCCAUGGGAAAGUGUUAGUAUGGAUUUCAUUGUGGAGUUGGCACGAACGCAAAGGGGAAUGGAUAGCAUCAUGGUAGUAGUAGAUAGAUUCUCUAAGAUGGAAAAUUUUGUAGCUUGUAAUAAAACUGAUGAUGCAGUGAAAGAAAGAUUUCCUAAGUUACGCAAAAACAAGCUCAUGCCUCGUUCUAAUGGUCCUUACAAAAUUAUUGAGAGGAUCAAAGAUAGUGCUUACAAAAUUGAGCUUCCUGAUAAGCUGAUGGGUGUGAGUGCUACUUUCAAUGUUGGGGACCUAUCUCCUUACUUGGAUGAUAUAUGUUUGAGGUCAAACUUUUCUCUAGAAGAGGAGAAUGGUCCAAGAUCAAGCAACCCACUUAGAAGCUCCAUGGAUCAAGAACCGAUUUCCCUUGUUUUAGAAACUCUUGGAUUUAGUCCAUUUGCUCUCAAGCCCGAAUUUGUCACUUUGCUCACUUGGAGAUCACUUGAAGCCCACAAAGGAGUGUUAUCUAUGUGUUCGAGCCUAUCUGUUCGAGAGCACGACCAAUAUCCCGAAGGAAUAAAAAAACCAUAUAACAUUUGGCGCCUUCUGUAUGGAUACUCGUUCGUUAUGGCAUUAGAUGGUCAGAAAACUAACACUGGUCCUGAUCCUGGUCAGGACGGACACGUAGAGAAUUUAAUCGCAACAAUCAAUACUAGUGAUCCUCUAACUACCUUAUUCCAUGAGGCCGAGGAUCCUCUAGCGACUACUAGUUCUCUCCAAGAUGCCUUUAAUAAGCUUCGAAGAGAGCUUGAGAGUAAGAUGCCUUCUAGUUCUAGGCAGCAGCCCAGGAGGGAAGGAGAAGGCCCUUAG
Molecule: messenger RNA, 1467 nt
Organism: Chenopodium quinoa (quinoa)
Lineage: Eukaryota; Viridiplantae; Streptophyta; Magnoliopsida; Caryophyllales; Amaranthaceae
Exons: 5
Coding region: 1-1467 (488 amino acids)
Source: RefSeq, a predicted model, not a curated record